Molecule: messenger RNA, 1224 nt
Organism: Bacillus rossius redtenbacheri
Lineage: Eukaryota; Metazoa; Arthropoda; Insecta; Phasmatodea; Bacillidae
Gene: Awh
Product: LIM/homeobox protein Awh
Exons: 8
Coding region: 1-1161 (386 amino acids)
Biological process (GO): regulation of transcription by RNA polymerase II; neuron differentiation
Cellular component (GO): nucleus
Molecular function (GO): DNA-binding transcription factor activity, RNA polymerase II-specific; RNA polymerase II transcription regulatory region sequence-specific DNA binding
Source: RefSeq, a predicted model, not a curated record
AUGUCUACCGGGCAUAACAAAUCCCCGGCCGGCGAGGGGGCAGGUGAUCAGCGCUGCGCCUCGGAGCGCGACAACCCCUACUCGCCUCCCCUCGGAGCUCCGGGGCAACAAGCGCCCAAGUCCGCCCUCGCCCCAAGCCAGACAAUGGCGCACUUAGCGGGGGAGGGCCGCCGCGCGGGGCACGCGCUCUGUCGCGGCUUUGUCGCGCCCUGUCGCGCUCCGUCGCGCGAGCGGACAAUGAUGUCGCGCGCCGCGCUCGAGUCCCAGCGAAGCGCAGGGCUUGUGGAGGUCACGCCACACACUUCACACGCCGCCACUCCAACGACGGAGCACCGCCUGUGCGCGGCGUGCUCGGAGCCAAUCACAGACAAGUACCUGCUGCAGGUGAACGGCCAUUCGUGGCACUCGCGCUGUCUGCGCUGUUGCGUCUGCCAGCUGGCGCUCGACCGACAGCCGUCCUGCUUCAUCCGCGACGACAGCAUCUACUGCCGCGCCGACUACGCCAAGAGCUUCGGCGCCAAGUGCAGCAAGUGCUGCCGCGGCAUCUCGGCCAGCGACUGGGUGCGCAAGGCACGCGAGCACGUGUACCACCUGGCGUGCUUCGCCUGCGACUCGUGCAAGAGGCAGCUGAGCACGGGCGAGGAGUUCGCCCUGCACGAGGACCGCGUGCUCUGCAAGACGCACUACCUCGAGACCCUGGACGGCGGCAGCACGUCCUCUGACGAAGGCUGCGACGCCGACAGCUACCACAAGAACAAGGCGAAGCGAGUGAGGACCACCUUCACGGAGGAGCAGCUGCAGGUGCUGCAGGCCAACUUCCAGCUGGACUCGAACCCGGACGGCCAGGACCUGGAGCGCAUCGCGCAGAUCACCGGUCUCAGCAAGCGCGUCACCCAGGUGUGGUUCCAGAACUCUCGCGCGCGCCAGAAGAAGCACCUGCACACCGGCAAGAUGAAGACGCAAAUGCACCACGCCUCGGCGCCGCUGACCAGGGAGCAGGACCACGGCUCGUUCGGCCGACACAUCAACCUGCACCUCACAUACUCCUUCCAGCCGCAGCAGAAGGCGGCCGCCAUCUUCCUGCCUCACGGCGUGCACGACUCCUCCAUGGACGAGUUGUCCCAGGAGUCGCUGGCGCCCUGCAUGCGCGGCGAGGUAUGAGACGAGGCCUCGGGCGACGACCAUCCCUCGCCGCACUUCGCGUAGGCCCGGCGUCGACCCCCC